This is a messenger RNA of Eptesicus fuscus (big brown bat), 771 nucleotides long. RefSeq names its product TNF superfamily member 15 (gene TNFSF15). Gene Ontology annotation, molecular function: tumor necrosis factor receptor binding. The coding region runs from base 1 to 771 and encodes 256 amino acids. The transcript is spliced from 4 exons. Gene Ontology annotation, cellular component: membrane. NCBI's taxonomy places the organism in Eukaryota, Metazoa, Chordata, Mammalia, Chiroptera, Vespertilionidae. The record is from RefSeq and is a predicted model, not a curated record. Gene Ontology annotation, biological process: immune response.
AUGGCAGAGGACCUGGGGCUGGACUUUGGGGAAACAGCCAGCUUGGAAAUGCUGCCGGAGGAUGACAGCUACAGGCCAAAGGCCAGAUCCGGGCUGGCAGCCAGGGCCAGCAGCUCUGGCUGGGUUCUCACCUGUGUCCUGGUGUCACUCCCCAUCCUGGCAGGACUCACUGCCUACCUGCUUGUUGGCCAGCUCAGAACCCAAGGAGAGGCCUGCGUGUUCCAGACUCCAAAAGGACAGGAAUUUGGACCUUCACCUCAGCGAGCUUAUGCACCUCCCAGAGCUAGUGGAGAUAAGCCAAGGGCACACCUGACAGUUGUGAAACAAACGUCCACACAGCCCUUGAAUAAUCAGUUCCCAGCUCUGGAUUGGGAACAUGAACUUGGCUUGGCCUUCACCAAGAACCGGAUGAACUACACCAAUAAAUUCCUGGUGAUCCCAGAGUCGGGAGACUACUUUGUUUACUCCCAGAUCACAUUCCGAGGUAUCACAUCCAAAUGUGAUGAAAUCAGCAAAGGGAGCCGAGUGAACAAGCCAGACAUCAUCAUUGUGGUCAUCACCAAGGUAACGGACAACUAUCCCGAACCCACUCAGCUCCUAAUGGGGACCAAGACAGUGUGUGAAAUAGGCAGCAACUGGUUCCAACCCAUUUAUCUAGGAGCCAUGUUCUCCUUGCAAGAAGGGGACAAGCUGAUGGUGAAUGUCAGUGACGUCUCUUUGGUGGACUACACAAAAGAAGAUAAAACCUUCUUUGGAGCCUUCUUGCUGUAG